CGCACGCGUUUGUUAUUAUCACGGGUAUUGUUGUUGUGAGAGCGCCACGGCCCCGCCUGCCCCGGGUCCGGUCUGUGAGGAAAGGGAAACCCCAGGGGAGGCCGAGGCCAGCGGGGAUUUCUCAAGCCAAGCGCUCCCGUCCAACCGCCGCGGGCAGGAAGGGCGACCCUCCGCAGCCACUUCCAGGUCCUGCGACCCGAGCGGCGUUACUACGGAGACGCCCCUCCUGAGGCCAGCCACUUGAACGUUUUGUCCACGGGGUUCCCGCUGAGGGGCGGGCCAACAGGGCGGGGUCCAGUCUGCAGCAGACACGCCCUACUCUGGGCAUCGCGACGCCGGAGCAGCACAGCGAGCGUCAUUUGCGCCCUCAGCCUCGGCCCAACACGGAGGGGGCGGGGACGGCGGACGGCGCUCCGCUUGUGCGUCACUUCCGGCGAGCCUAGCGGCGACAACGGCAACAUGGCCCUGAACGGCGCUGAAGCCGACGAUUUCUCCUGGGAGCCCCCGACCGAGGCAGAGACGAAGGUGCUGCAGGCGCGACGGGAGCGGCAGGAUCGCAUCUCCCGACUCAUGGGCGACUACCUGCUGCGUGGUUACCGCAUGCUGGGGGAGACGUGCGCGGACUGCGGGACGAUCCUCCUCCAAGACAAACAGCGGAAAAUCUAUUGCGUGGCUUGUCAGGAGCUCGACUCAGAUGUGGAUAAAGAUAAUCCAGCACUGAAUGCCCAGGCUGCCCUCUCCCAAGCCCGGGAGCACCAGCUCGCCUCUGCCUCGGAGCUCCCCUUGGGCUCUCGGCCUGCCCCUCAGCCCCCAGUACCCCGUCCAGAGCACUGUGAGGGAGCUGCAGCAGGGCUAAAGGCAGCUCAGGCCCCGCCCGCUCCAGCUACACCUCCAAAUGCCGGUGUCCUGGCCUGCACGCAGGAGGCCCUCCUGCAGAAGCUGACCUGGGCCUCAGGUGAGCUGGGCUCUAGCACCUCCCUGGAGACUAGCAUCCAGCUGUGCAGCCUUAUCCGGGCCUGUGCUGAGGCUCUGCACAGCCUGCGGCAGCUGCAGCACUAAGAAACCCCCUCCUGAGAAAAACCCUCUAGAAAAACAGCUGUUCCUCU
This is a messenger RNA of Ceratotherium simum simum (southern white rhinoceros), 1106 nucleotides long. It is a transcript of the gene ZNRD2, whose product is annotated as zinc ribbon domain containing 2. The record is from RefSeq and is a predicted model, not a curated record. Lineage: Eukaryota; Metazoa; Chordata; Mammalia; Perissodactyla; Rhinocerotidae.